CUCUUCCCGCAAGGCCCUGCUGUUUUCUCACGCUGAUGUGGAGGUGCUCGGCUAAUGCUGGCUAACAUUUAACGCUAAACUUGUAGCUACACUGUCGACAGCUCGCAGGCUGGCGGCACGGAUAGCCGUGCAAUGAAACGUGCCUGAAAACGGCGGUGAACUGUCGAGUGGAAGGGUGUCAUCGACAGUGCCGCUCGUAAAUCGUGAGAGAGUCUAAUGUGAGUUUUGCUUCCUCCUGACGUUCCUCCGGAGCGGAGCUGAGCUGAGCGGAGCUCUCCUCUCUCGCUGACCGUCUCUCAUCAUCUGGUCGGACUGUCCGGACUUCUUGCCGCUCUCCGUUCUCAGCCGGUCCGUGUACAGACUCGUCGUUAAGGACGAAAUGAACAAAAGUGCGUUUUAUCGAUGACGGACUCUUCUCGGGUCAGGUUACGGUAGUGGUUUUCCAGUUAGCUGGCUACAAGCUCCCUCCUAAAGCGUUUCACCGAGCCGGUAUCCACAGCAGAAGGCCGACACGGCGGAACACUCCGAGGUGGACUGGACUGGAGGAGAAAACAUUUGGAGAAAUAUUUCGCCUGAUCGUGUAGAUAGCGUGGAGUAAGUUAUAUGGCGAAAAGCUAACCGGCCACGUAAACUAUGGAUUCUUCUCUCGGACUCUGUGAGGAGAAAUGCCUGGCGACGGUGAGGGGGCAUGAGCUGAGGGCUGGCCAGCGAGAACCUAGACUCCUCACUUUACUGGAGCAUUCAGGACAGUUUACGUUGGGAGUUUUGGCAAAUCCCGAGGCAGUUGUGUCCAGUCCAGUGCCCCAAUUGUCCAUACCGAUCACUAGCCACUUUCAGAUAGUGCGAGAAGCUGAGGAGGCUCUUCUUAUAGACAUCUCAAUAAGCACGACACUGAGGAUCCGUAUUCGAGGGGAGCAGACUCCGGAGCUGCUGCUGGAGCUGCAGGAUGAUGAGCGAACUAGGACAUUUCUCCAGCAGGUGAAGAAGGCCAAGCAACAAGUUGAAGGAAGAAGUUCACUACCUAGGAAGAUGGAGCCAGUUGUGCCUGCCCCUCUCAAACCUUCUGUCCCAGUCCCCCCUCAGAGAACCUCUAAACCACCAGUCACUGCUUCUAAGAACUUGUUACAAGGCAGCACAAGCAACAGCAAUACAGGAAAAUCUUUAAAUUCUGUAGAUCCUGCAGUCUCACUGGUGACAGAUUUUGGUUUUGAGGAGAAUUUCAGCCAUGCUUUAAAAGUAGAGGAAAAGAAGAAUCAGCAAAACCGGGUAGUUGCCCAGAGGGAGCCUCCUCCUGUACCUCCCCUUCCUCCUCGAAAAGGUUCCUACACUACCCCUGCAGCUCCAGUAGCUGGCCCACCUCCUAAAGAGAAACCUCCCCCUACGCAAAUUGGCACACCCAUCAGACAAGAGUAUAGUCACUCUUCAGAACGAUCUAGCUCUUGGUCUGACAGCCCAACCACGCACAGCAUGAGGCAGGCUAUGCUCAGCAGCCAGUCAGGCCUGAGAGAAGGCCUUCUCAAAUAUCGCUUAGGCAAAAAGGAGAAGGAGUUUGUGGAUAUACACAACUUCAGAUUUUUUGCAGGCACAUGGAAUGUGAACGGUCAGUCCCCUGAUAGCAGUUUGAAUCCCUGGUUGUGUUGUGACCCUGAUCCUCCUGAUAUGUAUGCACUGGGGUUUCAAGAAUUGGAUUUGAGCACAGAGGCCUUUUUUUACAUGGACUCAUCCAAAGAGCAGCUAUGGGUUGAUGCAGUAGAACGAAGCCUUCAUCCCAAAGCCAAGUAUAAACGGGUACGCAUUAUACGGUUAGUGGGUAUGAUGCUGGUGGUGUUUGUCAAAAAGGAGCACAAGAACAACAUCAGACAUGUCUCUGCUGAAUCUGUGGGAACUGGCCUCAUGAAUAAAAUGGGCAAUAAAGGAGGCGUGGCAGUGCGGUUUGUAUUCCACAACACCAGCUUCUGCAUUGUCAACUCUCACCUUGCGGCCCAUGUGGAGGACUUUGAGCGGCGGAAUCAGGACUACAAGGACAUUUGUGCCCGCAUGAGCUUUCACCUCAUGGAGCACCCACCCCUCAAUAUAGUCAAACAUGAUGUGGUGAUUUGGCUGGGAGAUCUAAACUACAGACUGUGUUUAUAUGAUGCAGCUGAAGUGAAGAGGCUCAUUGCUGAUAAUGAGCUGCGGAGGCUCCAGGAGUAUGAUCAGCUAAACAUUCAGAGGCAUACUAAGCAAGCCUUCACUGACUUCAUGGAAGGAGAAAUCACUUUUAUCCCCACUUACAAAUAUGAUGCAAAAUCGGACCGAUGGGAUUCAAGUGGGAAGUGCCGAGUUCCAGCCUGGUGUGACCGUGUCCUGUGGAGAGGUAUUAAUGUUAAGCAGCUGCACUACCGAAGCCAUAUGGAGCUACAGACCAGUGACCACAAACCUGUCAGCGCCCUCUUUAGCGUUGGGGUGAAGAUGGUGAAUGAACUGCGCUAUAAGAAGGUAUUUGAGGAGAUAGUACGUGACAUGGAUAGGAUGGAGAAUGACUUCCUGCCCUCUUUGGCAUUGACUCGAAGGGAGUUCACCUUUGAGAAUGUGAAGUUCCGUCAGCUGCAGAGACAGAGUUUUCUCAUCACUAAUGAUGGUCAGGUACCCUGUACUUUCGCCUUCAUCCCCAAACUCACAGACUCCCAGUAUUGCAAACCCUGGUUGCGAGCUGACCCCAGUGAAGGCCUCUUGGAUCCUAAUGAGACAAUGGAGAUUGCCCUGGAGGUAUAUGUGAGUAAAGACUCUGUAACUUUGCUUAACUCUGGAGAGGAUAAAAUUGAAGACAUCCUAGUGUUGCACCUGGACCGAGGGAAAGACUACUUCAUCACUGUGUCGGGGAACUACUUGCCCAGCUGUUUUGGUACCUCUUUGGAUACCCUGUGCCGUAUGAAGAAGCCCAUCCGUGAAAUUCCUAUCACCAAACUCAUCGACUUGGGAGAAGAUAGCUACAUGGAAAAGGAAAAAUCCAGAAUGAACUUCCUACUGGAAAGCACUAACACAGAAGACAAACCCUUAAAAAUCCCCAAGGAGAUCUGGCUACUGGUUAACCAUCUUUUUACCAAGGCCUGUCAGCAGGAGGAGCUUUUCCAGACCCCUGGCCUGCAAGAUGAGCUGCAGUGUAUCAUUGACUGUUUGGAUACCAGUAUUCCUGACUUCAUCCCUGGCUGUAACCAUUCAGUGGCUGAGGCUCUGUUGAUCUUCUUGGAGGCUCUGCCUGAGCCAGUGGUGUGUUACGAGCUCUACCAACGAUGUCUCGAAUGCUCACAUGACAGCCGCCUCUGUAAACAGUUAAUAUCUCAGCUCCCCCGAGCUCACCGCAACGUAUUCCGCUACUUGAUGGCUUUCCUCAGAGAACUGCUCAAGUACUCAAUCGACAACAACCUCACUGCCAAUCUCCUAGCUACCCUCUUUGCAAGCCUUCUCAUCCGGCCACCGCCGAACCUAACUGGCAGGCAAACAUCCAACGAUCGGCAGAGAGCCAAUGACUUCAUUCUAGGGUUUCUAAUGGGCAGUGAUGAGGACUGAGGAGCCUUGCAGAGAUGAUGGGCCAUAUAUUCCUCCAGGUUGUGCCCUGGGGAAGCCAGAGGGUUUAGGUGUGUGUGUGUGUGUGUGUGUGUGUGUGUGUGUUUUAUGUCUAUGUGUGUGUGAGUGGCUUAACUCACUAGAUAUCAAUGGACCCACCCUGCACUACAAUGGCUGAUGGAAUAGCAAGAGGACAGCAUUGCAUUGAGCCUCCUUUUGCACAGACAGUGCCUGUUGGCUCUGUUGUGCUGUACGUCUCUUGAAGCCUUCUCCAUUGCUGGAAUCAUGCAGUUUUAGCCUGGACUAAUCCAGCUCUGAGAGCUUUAAUGGCUUCAUAAUUAGCCUGGCACUUUUUGACCUCUGGUGGGAUGUUUCAAUGCCAAAACCAAAAACUGUUGAGGUGUAAGUGGAAUGGAUAUAUAUAUAUGGAAAUAAUGUAUGCGUUCACAUGCACCUGCAAAGAGAGAACGACUUGUACACUAAGGAAGAGCAGUGUUUGAUUGCUGCAUUUGUUCUGAAUGCUUUCUCUAAUGGAAAAGUCAUAGCUCAAAGCACGUUUCUUUCUAUCACACAGCCCAAGCAGUGUGAGAGAUCAUGUUAACUGUACAAAGACUGUCCUGCUCCGUGUAACAUCAGUGGGUGAGGAGGUCAUGUGAUUCUCGAAAGGUGACUUAGACAAUCGAUUACCUUUUGGAGGACAGCAUUCUGUGAGUGUACCUGAAUCAUGGUGGUGUAUGUCUGGUGUAGUGUAAAAUUUGUUAUUUAUAUAUUUUUGUGCUCUCUCACAUCUGUCAUUUUCUCGAUAUUUCUGCUUUGGGAACUCUCAGAGCUCCUUCAAUAAGAUGCAUUGGAAUUUGCUUUUGGAUCAAAGAUGACUCUUAAACGUUUGUUCUGGUUUAGACUAUUUAUACUGGCGAAACCUCCAUCAUGCUGUAGCUACUUCAUAAUAUUUCUUCAGUGUUCUGACCAAUGCUGUUAUACUCCUGCAUUUAUCAGUCUAAUGCUGCUGCAUCUGUAGCAUACAGUCAGUGACCAUGAACAAUAAUUCUGAUUAGGGAUGCACUGAUACCACUUUUUCCCUUCCAUUACUAAUAACGAUAACCAUACCUCAUCCUCAAAUAUUUGUCGAUUCUGAGUGCCGCUACUGAUCCAAACUCUGUCUAAGCUGACUACUCAGCAAUAGGGUGAUUUGGGCAAAAUAUGUAAUUGCAUUUUUUUUCUGACCAGUAUUGUGAUAGCAAUUUGUUUUGUGAUUAUUUUCUAUUGAGUUCCAGGCAUUGUUUCUGGGAAAGGCGACCAGCAUACCAAUUUUUUCUGGCUUGAGGCUUGAACACUGAAUAUAGUGUGACAGCAUGGCAGUUGAUUGUGGUCUUGUUGUACACAGCAGGUGGGGGUUCUGGUUGUGUAUGAUUGCUCUAACACAUCUAGAGAUGGUAAACAAGCUCUGAGUUAUUUGUUUACAUUUCCCCACUUAGUUUGCUAAAGCAAUAUUCGUGAUAAAUGUAACCUAUAAUAAAGUUGCAGAUCUAGGCAUUUUAGAAUUACCUUCUGUAAAAUUGCAUAUUUGAUAUAAAACCAUUUUAGCCUACUUCGAUACAUACAUAUCAAUGCUGAAAUUUCUACUUUAUAAUGAAAUAGGUUUUGACCAAAGCAUUUAAUAAAACAUGCUAGGUUUGAAUGAAUGACAUUCACUGGUUGGAACACUUGGUUUUUGAGCCUCCCCAGGCAUUCUGGCAUUACAGUUCUUGUAGUGAUUACUAAUACUGCUUGUCUCAGACAUGAAAUAAUCCCACAAAGACACAUUGCUGACUUCAAAUACUUUUUUAUUGCUGAUACCAAUACUGUAUUCAAGUGCCAGUAUCGAGCUGAUAACAAUACAGUAUUUAUGUCAGUGCAGCACUAAUUUUAAUGCAUUUCUUAAUGCAUAGGAGAAGAGCUCAAUAAAACAUUGACUUGAAUCACAGGUACUGGAGUAUUCAUAAUCACUGUUCAUGUUAAUCUACUAUAGGCUACGUUUGCAGCAGAGAUUAGUUUGAAAAACACUGGGCUCUUUUAAGCAAUGUGACACUGAGCCUCUGCUUCAAUAGAAAUCAUUACAGUCCAGAAAACUAUGGGGUGUGUCCGUUUUAUGUCUACUAAGCUCAACAUGUUUCCAGUGGUUAACUCUGUAACCAGGUGUGUCCUCUGUGUCAUACCUCAUUGAUAUCUUACCUGAUGUAAAUGUGUUGUCCUGUAGUGACUGUGUCCUGUCUUGUGUGUUAAUCUUGAUGCAAAAUGUGUCCUCCCAUGCAUUACUAUGCGUGCAUUUACAUAAAUUACGGCUGCUGUACACUCAGCACCCAGUCACGUGAAGGGAGAGUUUCAUUUUUCUGUGUUUCAUUUUCCUUACUGCUCUUACUUAAAGAGGGUGGUGCUAACAGGUGGUUUCUAGGUGCCUGAACAUUUAUUCUAUAGUACACUAAUCAGCAUAAGCUACCCCCUUCAAAGAAGCUCAGUUUAUGAAGUCCAGUCUGUAAUUUUUAGUUUAAAAAAGUCAUUUUUAGACUUGCUGUGAAGUGCAGUAUAGUGGGUCACUUACAAAAGUUGUCAAAAGAAUUGCAAAUGUUCCGUGAUGUCACUGACCUAAAAAACGUCAGGGUUUUACUGACCAAAGGCGAGGAAAGUUGAAAUUCCUGAUUUUCACUGUACUUUAUUUAUUGUCUUUGUGUCAUUGGUUCCGUUGGGAGUUUGUGUUGCUGCUUGUAUGUCUCUUUCUUUUUGGGUGGCAAGAUUGCAGUAUGUAAUUGUGUAAGCAAGUGAAACCAUCUUCAAGUAAGCCAACGUGUGUAAUGGUUUUUACAUUUUGAAAUUGUUGUAAGGAUAUGAUUAUUUUCUGUUUUUAUCUAGUGAAAGUGUUUUGUUCUGUUGACAGAUACUUUUACUUGUUUUGAGAAAUAAUGCAGGUCUUUUUGCAUAUUUAAAGAAAUAAUAUUUGAUUUAAAAUAGUGCAGUUAUCUGCCAGUGAAAUAAAAAAAGUAUGAACAAGUAAAACAUUGUGAAGGAAUAAUAAUAAGCAGCUGCCAGAAGAUUUAACUUUAAAAGUGAAUUCCUUCAGAUUUUAUUUUAAAAACUCCAUAAUUUUAUUUAAAUGUAAAUUAAGUUUAGAGUUAUUCUAGAAAAACUUACCAAGUUAGUAUUCUUCACAGGAGUAGUGAUGAAAACCUCAGAAUUCAACCUCAACAUGUAUGUUACAAAGACACUGCCAGAUGCCUGAGAUAUUGAUUUACAUUAGUUUUUAAUGUUUUAAGGCACAUGCAAAGCAGCGUAAGGCUUAAUUUUUGAGUUUCCAGUAUUUUACAGUUAUUCAAAUUAUAUAUAAAAACACAUGUGUAGGUUCACUGGUAGUAAAUAAAACUGCUAUUUGCGAUGUAAGCUUUAUGAACUCUGGUUCCUAUCACUACCUAAAAGAUGUGUAAAUUGGUAAGUUUCUCUAUUUUACAUUAAAUCACUCACUGAAUGGCAUUAUUGACAUCUCAAUGACUGAAUUGUGCAGAUAUUUUGGUUCAAGUAAAAAGUUAAAGUAUAUCCCAUUCAUAGUAUAUCAGAAUUAUUUGCGUAGGAAACUGAGUCAAUGUUCUAAUGGUUACUGGAAAAAAAUCAGGACAAAAUGCUGAAGACCUUCCUUGUCAGGCCGCUGUGAUGUAAAAACUGUUCAGUGGAAAACUCCCUCAGAAGUCAACAACAUGUUUGUUUUGACAGAGACGUGCUGAAAAUAGCAUGGAAAAAGAUAAGAAAAAGAACCUCAGCACAUCAUUUCAAGUUCAGUAUGCAUCGUUUUCUCUUUGAAAGCUCCUAACAUGACAACCUCUUGUCAACCUCGAAAACAGCUAUGGCCUACUGCCACUGGAUGCUACUCCUUUCCUACUUGCCCACUUUAUAACUGCCUCGGGCUCAGCCCUGCUGAUCUCUGCUGUGCCUGACCUCUUAACCACGUCUGCUGUUCUUAAAAGCCUACGUCUGUCGCUAGGUUUAGUCAUCUCCUGAGCCAGCCUGCUUGUUUUGUAACUUCCUCAAAGGCUGAAGCCAUAAGUAGAUUCCUGAAGAGGGCCUGGCAGUAGACUGCUGAUUUACUCGAAGCUUAAAGCGCUUGCUCAGCAUUGCCAGUGUGUGACGUCUCUGGAAGGAAUGAGCUCCAUUGUUCUUGAGUCACUGGAACCGAGGUUCCAAACGGACUUCUCAUUCACGAGGCUUUUUUCGGUCUGUGUGGCCACCAUUCCCACUCCAGACACUCUCUGGGAAAUUUUAAUUGGAGGAUGAGUCACUUGCGUUGUCUUGUACCUUUUUUUUGUUUGUUUGUUUGUUUGUUUGUUUUCUUCUGUUUUUGUGUUUUUGUUUGGUCCUACAAAAUUGUGCUAUACAUGGUACAUAUUCUACAGAAUACUUGCAGAUCUGUCAUUUUUCUCCUUUUUUUUGGUACUUUUAACUUAUUUAAUGGAAAUAAAACUGUAAAAUCUUAA
Messenger RNA from Pygocentrus nattereri (red-bellied piranha), 8042 nucleotides. It is a transcript of the gene ocrl, whose product is annotated as OCRL inositol polyphosphate-5-phosphatase. The transcript is spliced from 24 exons. Gene Ontology annotation, biological process: phosphatidylinositol dephosphorylation; signal transduction. Bases 634 to 3549 code for a protein of 971 amino acids. NCBI's taxonomy places the organism in Eukaryota, Metazoa, Chordata, Actinopteri, Characiformes, Serrasalmidae. The record is from RefSeq and is a predicted model, not a curated record. Gene Ontology annotation, cellular component: cytoplasm; membrane. Gene Ontology annotation, molecular function: phosphatidylinositol-4,5-bisphosphate 5-phosphatase activity; inositol phosphate phosphatase activity.